Cuscuta europaea is the source of this 1104-nucleotide messenger RNA. The record is from the annotation of a GenBank genome assembly. Lineage: Eukaryota; Viridiplantae; Streptophyta; Magnoliopsida; Solanales; Convolvulaceae.
AGACUAUACCUACAAUAAUUAUUUGAGUUAAUUAAAUUUGAAUUCAAUUUAGAUUGAAAUAGUCGUCCAAAGUCCAAAAGAGCACGAACAAAUAUCACUCAUUUUAUUAUUUUUAAGCUACCUCGAUUUUCUUCAUCCUCUGAACCGUAUGAAAGGGAACGUAGUUUUAUUAUUUUUAAUGGCAGCCUGAAAAACGGAAGUUAGCGCUGAAAUUGAGGUCGCUAGAUUGCAUGAGAGUUUUUGUAAGUUGGGGGUGUGGGCAAUUCCGUCGUAGUUCAGCCGAACACUGAUUAUUCGUUCAAUCAAUACCACAUUACUGUAUAGUUUGUCUCUUCUGCUACAGAGAAUGGAUAACGAAGGGGUACAUCAAUUGACGAGACAGAUGAGUCUGAAGAAAUCUUUCAGAUUGGGAAUACAAGCGUCUCUCGCUGCGUGUUCCAAGGAGGACUUCCGCAAAGCUUUCUCAAGCUUCAGCCCAAAGGAGCAAGAAUACAUUCAUCAGUUCUUUACGCAGGUUGCUUCUUCUAUUCACGAAUGUAUCGAGAAAGACUUUGAAGAUAUCUGCCGGGAAAAAGAGGUAGAAAAAGUUCUUGAUACUGUGGAACUUCUUGUGGAAGAGCAUCGCUUGGAGCCACUAAAGAGUAAUGCUUCUGAAGAAGUGCUGAAGCAUCUGUUAGAAAUAAAAAAGUUCGAGGUCAACCGCUUGAUGGGCAUGGUGGAACAGGCAGAAGAGCGGAAGCAACUUAUCAGUUCUCGUAUUGACUUCUUAAAGAACGAAAAGGUAGAUUUAUCAGGCGCUAUAGAUUUGGUGGAAAAGUUAAGGUCUUUGACUUCGAGCAACACCACAUGCAAUUAAAUCCUCGAGUUAUGUAUGAACAAGUAAAUGUUAUGAAUUAGGAGAGCUGGAUUUAUGUAUUAACCAGAAACCGUUUGUUUCGAAUUUUGCGUGGGCGUGUCUCGUAGCUUAUACAUAAGAGCAAAUUAAACCCAGCUUAAAGCCUUAAACUUUUCUUUUCUCAUUUUUCCAUCCAAUUCUGAUCCUAAAAUCAAAGUUGUAAUGUUGAGCUUUGCCCCAAGCUCAUUCUUCUCUAUAUUAUUACUCCC